Ostreobium quekettii is the source of this 1533-nucleotide messenger RNA. Lineage: Eukaryota; Viridiplantae; Chlorophyta; Ulvophyceae; Bryopsidales; Ostreobiaceae. The record is from the annotation of a GenBank genome assembly.
AUGCUGCGAGCGGGCAGGCCCUCGAUCGCGGCCAACACGGGCGAUCCUCCAGCUGAGGACGCGGUGACCAUGGGGGCGUCUGAAGACAAUCUGCAUGGGGGUGGCCUUCCCCCGCUGGACGGCUGCUCAGGAACAACAGGUCUUGGUGGACGAGCACUCUACGAUGGAAAAACCACAACGCGUAGGAUGCCUGCCUUCCCCAAUGGCAGGGAACGUCGGCGGCUCCAUGCACACAACAUCCUCUCCAUUGUUUUCUUUCUAAUGGGCUGCCUCAUGAUGGUGAUGAGCAACUACAGGUCUGCGGACAAGAGAGUGGUUUGUGGCCAAGCAGUGGUCCGCAGUGAUGCGCACACCAGUAGUGACUUGCUGCAGGUACAGAAGGUGUUUGGUGGGGCGAAAUUGUCAGCACAACACCAGGUUGAAUUUGUUGUGGCAGGUCAUUAUGUGCAUCUCCGCGAUGCACUGAAGGUGGACCUGCCCAUCGCUCCAGACGAGAUUGCAUACCACAAAAAGGCCUCCAGUGGUGACUCCUCGAUGGAUGCAACAAACGCAUCCAUGCUUCUGCCUAUCCGGGAGCCUGAUGAUCUGAAUGAGUCUGGCGAUAUUACAGACAAUGAAGUGCGAAUGUUCAUUGGGAUUACCAGCGACUGUUGCAGCGACCUGGCCGUGGAAAAACGCAACGCCAUAAGAGAAAGCUGGAAGCAGAAAAUUGAAAGCGAGCACCCAGGAGUAGAUAUCAAGUUUGUGCUGAGCCAACCAGGGCAUGAUAGAUAUGACAAAGUCUUGAAGUCUCUGGAGGAAGAACUCGCUCACCAUGAUGACAUGAUAUUUGUGAGGGGGCUGGAUACAUAUGGCAACUUGAAGUUCAAGGUUUUUGGAUUGUUCAAGUAUGCUUCCAGCAGCCCCCGGCAAUACACGCACGUUCUCAAGACAGAUGACGACUGCUAUGUCCGAAUGCCUCUGCUGCUUGAGGCCAUAAAGGGAGGAGACGGCAAAGUAAUUACAGAGAACUUGUACACGGGGUGUCAGGAGAGCUCCAUCGGUUUCAAAUUCAUCAGAGAUCCGAAAAGCAAGUGGUUCAUGUCAUAUGAGGAAUUCCCAGACCACGUUGAGAAACAGCUGGAUGGGCUCAAGUACCUGGCAGGCUGGGGCUACGUCAUGUCCCGAGAUGUCAUGCUCUACGUCGUGUGGAAAUGGCUCUCCUUUCGAGCACACCCUGAAGAAGCCCCCCCCUGGUUUUCGCGCUUCCAGUGGGAGGACGUCAUUAUGGGGUAUCUCGUUCAGCAGAAAGGCGUGAAAAUGAAGGAGAAUGACGCUUUCAAGGCGGCCUGGCGAUCCUGCACCAACAAUACAGCGGUGCGCCACUUGGACAUCGACGCGCCGUCCCUGGUGAAGGGUCUGUACGAGCAAGAGGUGUCCCAGGUGUGGGCCAAGAAGACGGUGCAGUGCAGCUCCCUGGCAUUCAAGCCUGGAGACUAUGACGACUGGCGGGCUGUGCGGAACAAGGUGCUGCCAGCGGGCACCCACGUGUAG